AUGCAGUUAGCUCAAUAUUUAUGGAGAUAUCUGUCUUACCCUGGUGAUACAUAUGGAGCUGAAAUAAAAAUGUCGAUUGUUGAGGUUAAGUUCUGUGGUCUCACUAGUGGUGGCUUUAAUUUCAUCAUGUUUGGGCUUCGGGUUUUCGUGUAUCAUAAAAGGGGUGGAUCAAUUAGUGUGUAUAACCUUGUGGACCUGGUACUAGAAACUAGAAAGGAUGGGAGUGUCUUAAAGCUGAAAGACAGUGACUUAAGACAGACAGGGCGAAGAGUCCGUAGAAAAAUGAAGGAUGGUGAUGGGAUUGGGAGUGUAGGUUCUAGAAAGAUCGGAAAAAAGUGUGUCGUUCGAUCUCUUAGUUUUAGAGCUUUGAAAAUGAGUUUGCAAAAUGAACGUUUUCCUGUAGGAUUGAGGGUUCUUGUUGUGGAUGAUGACGUUACUUGUCUGAAAUUGAUGGAUAAUCUUCUUAAAAAAUGUCAAUACAAAGUGACAACCACAAACCAAGCGAGAGAGGCGCUGAGGAUGUUGCAUGAAAACAGGAACAGAUUUGAUAUCGUGAUAACAGAUGUUGAGAUGCCAGACAUGGAUGGUAUCAGACUCCUUCAGCUUGUGGGUCUUGAGAUGAAUCUUCCUGUCAUUAUGCUGUCAGCGUAUAGUGAUACCAAACGCGUCAUGCAAGGAAUCAGGAAUGGUGCUUGUGACUAUCUGGUGAAACCUGUGAGAAUUCAAGAGCUUCAGAAUAUAUGGCAACAUGUUGUUAGAAGGAACAAAUCCAUGCCAGUACAAAGGAUAACUGGUGGAAGCACUCGUGCUGUUACGCUUAAUGUAACCCAAGGUGCUAUCCAUAGAGGAAAAAGCAUUGAAGACAGUUCUGGUGAUGAAAACAACGAUGAUGAUGAAAUUGAGGAGAGUGGCCGUGAGAAUGAGGACUCAUCCACCCAGAAAAAGCCCAGACUUUUCUGGUCGGUCGACCUACAUCAGAAGUUUGUUGAUGCUGUCAAUCAGUUAGGCCUUGAUAAGGCUUUCCCUAAAAAGAUUCUUGAACUCAUGAAUGUUGAAGGACUUACAAGAGAAAAAGUUGCAAGCCAUUUGCAGAAAUAUAGGCUGUACCUGAAAAAGGUAAAUUCUGGGCCGAGUGUUGGAAACAGACUUAACAGUUUUGGGGCGGAGGAUGCGCAGAUAGGUCCUCUAGGAGGAGGCUAUGGGAUUUAUCGAAGCCUUGCAGGGCCAGGAAGAUUUCCUAGUUUGCCAGAUCAGGGAGGAGCAAUGCUUAGUCGAAUGAAUACUGCUGCGGGAUUAAGUUUUAGAGGCCUGUCUUCUUCUCCAAUGCUUCAAACAUCCCAACUUCCAUUAGGUUUCACUGCAAACCCGAACACUAAUUUGUUUCAAGGCGUUCCUACAACAAUCCAGAUGAAUAAGGCUUCUUUUCCUAAUCCUCAAACCACCGCCAUGAUGUUUAACGGAAGCCCUCUUUUCAAUGCAAGAGACUUUGGCAACCAGUCAUCAUUCGUUUCACCCGCUUCAAAUCAAGGAGCCUUCGGAAUUGGGGGUGGUACAAAUAAUUUUACGGAUAAUAGUGGAAAAGGCAAUUGGGGGACUUCUGUUCAACCAGCGGCUCCGUUGCUUUCUGUCCGGUCAAAUAUGCUUUUAACUAAUGCCCCUAGUAAUGUCAUUGUUCCUGCUAAUGCUCCUAUUCAGAAUCUUCAGGAUGAUCCCCUGGAUGUUUUUUGUGGAAUCUCAUCUUUGGAUAAUUCUAAUAAUCUAGGACAGCAGCAGAUGUGGCAAGGUCAGAAUCCAGAGUAUAUUUUGAAUUGUAAUAAUUCUAGCGUGUCUGCCACUCCGAUAGCUGGCGAGAAUGCGAGACAAAGCAAUGCUUCUCCCUUCAAUCACUUGGAAGGUGCUUCUUCAAAUCGUCUGCAGCAGAAUGAGGUUCCGAAAUCCAACGAUGGCUCCAAUCUCAAGUUUGAUGAAAAUUUUCUGCUGGAUGACCCAAAAGUUAUCUGUGGUUCAACCCAGAGUAGUUCUGAUUACUUGCAGGAUAUAGUUGGGAGUUGUUUGAAGAAGGUACAUACUGCUCUAAUCUUUUUGUUAUUCGUCUCGUGUUGUUUCUUACAUUAACAGUAAUUUGUUCGAGCUUUAAAAUUACCUGGAUGUACUCUUCAGGGCUUCUAGCAAGCUACUGAUGUGAUUGCAUUGGUGCAGAAAGAAGGUUAAACUACAGCUGCACGAAAAGAGUUCUAGCUUGAUCUGCUCCUCUGGAAGUAGCUGCGUUUGUGUAGAAAAUCACAAUUUUUAUACCAUAAAACAGAAUAUUCUGGCGUCCC
Messenger RNA from Amaranthus tricolor (Joseph's coat), 2321 nucleotides. RefSeq names its product two-component response regulator ORR24-like. Gene Ontology annotation, molecular function: DNA binding. The transcript has 7 exons. The coding region runs from base 1 to 2115 and encodes 704 amino acids. Gene Ontology annotation, biological process: cytokinin-activated signaling pathway; phosphorelay signal transduction system. Lineage: Eukaryota; Viridiplantae; Streptophyta; Magnoliopsida; Caryophyllales; Amaranthaceae. The record is from RefSeq and is a predicted model, not a curated record.